Molecule: messenger RNA, 1071 nt
Organism: Prorocentrum cordatum
Lineage: Eukaryota; Dinophyceae; Prorocentrales; Prorocentraceae
Source: the annotation of a GenBank genome assembly
CUCAGAGGGGGCGGUGGGCAGCCGCGCGGGUUGCGCGCGUACGCAUAGGCGCCCACGAGUGCGCCCCCCGUGGCCUCCGCCGCCAUGUCCGUGUCCAUGUCGCCACGAGGCCAGGACCAGCCGCAGCCGAACGGGGUGAGCAUCCAGCUGACGAGCGGCCAGGAAACGACCAUCCAGCUCGCGAAAAAUCCCGACGGAACCAUUCGCGUCACGAAGGCCGCGGCGGAGCCCCGCUGGCAGAGCGGCGCCGGCCCCCGCGGCGCCUUCUACGCGAGCGAGCACAUGGCGAGAGUCGCCCUGCGCCAGGCCGAGGAGCGCACGAGGCUCCUGGUGGAGUGCGUGACCUUGAUGAAGACCGUCGAGGCCCUCGACCAGGAGAUGCUGCGGUACUCGGACUGGGGCAAGUACCCCAGGAUGGAGGACUGGCAGCUCGGCGCCGGGUACGCCGCGGGCGGCGCCGUGGUGAAGCUGCAGGGCGAGGAGCUCGGCUCCGCCGUGAUGCACCUGGACCGCGCGAGGAGCUGCGCGGAGUUCGAGGCGAGCGUGUGGCGGCAACGGGCCCACCAGCUGGCGUACGCGGCCGGCGAGCAGGAGCAGGACGCGGCCAGGCGUCUGAUGAAGUUCGAGCUCACGACCGCGGUCAGGGAGUUCACAGACGAACGGAGCGCGCUGAGGCACCGGCUCAGCGAGCGGGACGCCAUGCUGGAGCGCGUGAGGGGUGAGCUCACCGCCGCCCGCAGCAACGGCGACAUGCUGCGCGGGCACCUGGAGUACGUGCAGCGGCACGCAGACGAGCAGAGCGCUAUGGCCGUCGCGCGGCAGGCCAAGCUCCAGGAGCAGAUCGCCGUCCGCGAGGCGCUGGAGAAGGAGCUCACGGCCGCGCAGCAGCAGCUCCGCUCCUACAGGAGCGAGAACGAGGCGAAGCUGCGGGGCUUCUCCGCCGCCCUCGGGGAGGCCGAGGCGGCGGCCCGGCGCGACCUCGAACGGGCGGUGACCGAGCACGAGGCCACGCGGCGGGAGCUGCGCCAGCUGCGGGGGGAGGCCCAGCGGGCGCAGGACGAGAUCCGGGUG